Molecule: messenger RNA, 2101 nt
Organism: Alosa alosa (allis shad)
Lineage: Eukaryota; Metazoa; Chordata; Actinopteri; Clupeiformes; Clupeidae
Gene: rsrc2
Product: arginine/serine-rich coiled-coil 2
Source: RefSeq, a predicted model, not a curated record
CCUUAUCAAAAAUCACUAUGACACUCAUUCCUCUGGAACAAGUUAUUGAGCCAGGCCCCCUAAUUUUGGUCCAUCGGAAAAGGGGGUCUGGCAACCAACAAGAAAAUGUGUAGCAGAAGAAACGCUCAUGUUUUCUGUGUGCUUUACAGCAUUUACCUUCUUGUCGAUUCUGCCCGUCUCAGUCGGAGGGGGUCAUCGACUCCAGUCCGUCUAGCCGCGAGUGAUGCCGACGUGAACGAGAUGCUGGCGAAAUCGUCUUCCCCUGACACAGAUAAAAGGAGGCCGAGUUUUGAGACGUCCAAGUCGCCUGGAAAGUCAAAACACCAUAACUCAAGAUCCAGGUCACGUUCAAGGGAUCGGAAACACAAGUCGAGUAAUAAAAAGCACAGAAAAAGCCGGAGCAGAAGCAAAGAGGCUCGGAGAAGGGACUCGGAGAAGGCGUCGAAGUCACACAGCAGGUUGGAGGAGACUCCACAGGAUGAGCGGGGUCGAGAAAGGUUGUCUGAGGAGAAUGGCGAAGACCGCCACCGUCGCAAAGACAAGAGGUCCUCCAGAGGCAGGAGCUACUCCAGGUCAAGGUCCCGGGACAGGCGUCACCGCAGCAGAAGUCGGGACAAGAAGCGCUCUCACUCGCGUAGUCGGGACCACAGGUCAAAGAGCCGCGAGAGGAAGAGGCGGGCCCGUUCCCGCUCCAGGUCCAAACACCGGCACCGCAGCAGGAGUCGCAGCAAAAGCAGGGAAAGGAAAAAACGGACUGAGAAGGUUCGAAGGAAGAGCCGGAGCCGCACUGCUAGUCCCCCUGCUUUCCGCGGCCGAAACACAGCCAUGGAUGCUCAGGAGGCACUGGCCAGAAGGUUAGAAAGGGCGAAGAAGCUUCAGGAGCAGAAAGAGAAAGAGUUGCUGGAGAAACAGCAGCAGCAGGAGAUUGUUGCUGGUAAGGAUCAGGCACCAGUGGAAGCUGCUGCAGCCUCUGCUCCCCUCCUGAGUGACGCCGUGGCUGCCGCGGCAGCAGCAUCGGCGGCUGCCGCAGCAGCUGCUGCUGCUGCUGCCGCCGCCUCCUCCUCCUCCAAUCCCGUGCUGAACGUGGCGGCGUUGCUGGCCUCGGGCACACAGGUCACGCCACAGAUCGCGAUGGCUGCACAGAUGGCAGCCCUGCAAGCAAGGACAUUGGCGGAGACCGGUAUCGCCGUGCCCAGCUACUACAACCCCUCGGCAGUCAACCCCAUGAAGUUCGCUGAGCAAGAGAAGAAGAGGAAGUUGCUUUGGCAGGGCAAAAAAGAAGGGGACUCGAGAAAUCAGACAACAGAGCUCUGGGAGAAACUCAAUUUUGGCAACAAGGACCAAAAUGUCAAAUUUCGCAAACUCAUGGGCAUCAAACACGAAGAGGAGGCCGGACCAUCUGCGUCAUUGAACGAAGACGGCCUGAAGACUCUACAGCAGCAGGAAGAGAUGUUCCGCAACUUAGACGUUCAGUACGAAAUGGCCCGAUCUCAGACGCACACCCAGAGAGGCAUGGGACUAGGCUUCGGCUCCGCAUUCUCAUCACGAGGGAUGGAUGCCCUCUGACCUCCUUGACCUUGUGACCUCCACAGCUUAUUGCUCUUCCAUCUGUGUACCAGCUUUGCCACUGAUUUAUUUGGUGUCUGUUGAUUUGAAGCUGGAAGCAUGGAUGCUAACUUGCAUGGAUGUUGGUUGAGUCAGAUCUGUAAUUUAUGUAGGAACAAUCCCAUAUCGUGGAACAUUCACUUGUAAAUAAAUAUUUUUGGGGAUGGCUAGGUCUUGCAGCACCAGCAGGAGUGUUGUACUCCUGAAUUAUGCAGUUGGUGCAGAAGGGCACUGAGAUGUUUUGGGGGGAUUUAGUGAGAAAAUGUGACUGCUUGAUUACUGGUUUUUGUACUAAACAUGUAUAUAUCAGAUGGUUUGAAGGAAAGAAACAUCUAAGUAGAUACCAAGAGGCAUUUAGUUGUUUGCAUUCAGUUAUUACUCUAAUACUAGGUAAAUCAGUGGGACAAACAUUUCAUUUCCUCCUGAGGAUAAUAAUACUGAUUGCUGUAUUCAACGUGCAACACACAUGUCCAACAAAUAAAAGGUAUGGUAUUAA